This is a messenger RNA of Histoplasma mississippiense, 1209 nucleotides long. RefSeq lists its product with no specific name. Gene Ontology annotation, biological process: positive regulation of transcription from RNA polymerase II promoter by glucose. Gene Ontology annotation, cellular component: nucleus. The coding region runs from base 1 to 1209 and encodes 402 amino acids. The record is from RefSeq and is a predicted model, not a curated record. Gene Ontology annotation, molecular function: sequence-specific DNA binding. Lineage: Eukaryota; Fungi; Ascomycota; Eurotiomycetes; Onygenales; Ajellomycetaceae. The transcript has a single exon.
AUGGCGACUCGCCCAGCUUCGUCCAGCAUUGCCAUGGCACUUGCUGGCAAGACUGCCUCUGUUGAGAUCCCCAAACCGCGUGGUAGUUGCCUCUCUUAUGGCAGGGACAGCUUGGCUGCUGUUCCAACUCGUCACCAUGGUCAACCUACCAUGUUACCUACGCCUCCCAACUCCCUCUCCCCUAACAUAAAUCCCCAUGGUUUCAAACGUCACCACUCGAACCUGCCGGCCUCGCCACCCUAUGUCCCUUUGCAUGUCGAUUCUGAUAUCGACCUGCAGGAUGCAGUCGACCAUGCCAAAGGCCAGGACCAGCAUCACCAUCCCCCCUUGGUGGCAGAGAAUCUGAGCUCCCUCGCUGGGUCGGAUGCGAUCUCUCCUGGAAUGUUGGCCAAACACCACCUCCCCGAUAUCCUUCUGACGCAUGGCCCUUUGGCUAUACGACAUAUUAUCGGUUACCUGACUACGUCAGUACCAGGUUUCUCCAGGAUCCCUCCAGCUAAAGCACGUAGACUUGUUGUAGGAGCCCUGGAAAGCCGGGGAAAUGGUGAAGGUGCUGGAGUCGAUGGAGGCGUUGAGUUUGAAAAGGUUGGAUGGGGCAGGUGGGAUGCACGACGUCAUAACCAACCACCCAGACUUACCAAAGAUGGGCCAACAUCUCCUCCAGGCAGUGUGCCAUCCUCCCACAGGAUCCAAAUCCCCGCUGGUCGAGGGCUCCGCGACGUUUCUGGCCAGUACGGAUCCUCGAUGGCAGGAGAUUCUGUUGUUUUCUCUCACUCCGACUUCGACUGCAAAGACCAUGAAGAUAUCACCAUGUUGGAGCACGAAGCCGACAAAAUGUCACUCGACGGAGAUGAUCGAGCGUCAUACUGUUCCUCGUCCGAAACCCCUGAGGAUGAAAUACCUAUGGACGGCGAUUGGGACGAGGCAGACGUCACGGACGAAGAGGACUGGGCGCAGAUUGGAGCUGCCGCCCUCAGGGCCAGGUCUUACCCUAGUGUCCCUGGGGGUGGUACUGACAUCAACAACACCAAUGCUUACUAUGAUUAUACCACCUAUGCGGCUGACUCCAAAGGCAGGGUUCGGGGCCAUGGUGGUGGACCCUCCUAUUCGGCUCUCACAAAAUCUGUGCCUGGUGGCAUUCCCAUUCAACCAGUCGAUAUCGAAGAACGAGCAGCAGUUGAAGCGCUCUUGCAACUCGGUUCUAUGUAA